Paramecium tetraurelia is the source of this 357-nucleotide messenger RNA. RefSeq lists its product as uncharacterized. Lineage: Eukaryota; Ciliophora; Oligohymenophorea; Peniculida; Parameciidae. The record is from RefSeq and is a predicted model, not a curated record. The transcript is spliced from 2 exons.
AUGUUUGAAGAAAAUAUUAGUUAAAGAAAUCCUUUGGAGGUUUCCAAUCAUGCCAAUGCUGUUAAAAGAUUUGAGAAUCUAGAGAAACUUAAGUUAAUUGAACGUCUAGAGACAAUUCAAAGGAUUAAAAAAUCUAAUGAUAGAUUAGAAAUUAAGAAGUUUAUGUUUCAAUUGCAAUAAAGAAUGUUUGACGAGCCUGAUUAGUUUUCAAUUAUUAAAUUUUCAAUAGGUCUAAGAAGUGUCGAAAAAUUAAAGCGUGAUUCAAAACUUUCUCGUUCUCCUGACUCACGCUAAACUACAGCAGCUGAAAAGUAAACAGAAAUAAAAGAGAUUGAAGUUAAACCAUUUAAAAUGUGA